UCACUGAAUGAAACUCGGUAAAUGAACAAAUAGAUUCAAUUAUUAUUAUUAUUGUUCUACAUAUAUUGAAAUCAAAAUUUUACAUCGAAACAUACCUAUAACUAUAUAGAUACCAAAGUUACCGAUAGCUCAAAAAAUGAGCUUCGAAGACUGUGUCGUCAAUUUAGACAAAGACUGUGUUGAAGAAUACGUCAAGGACUGCAACGAAUACCAUCGGCGUCGGUUAAACGAAAUUUCUAACUUUAUAGGACACGAAUUACCGGAGACGGCAACCCGGGACAAACUGAUCGCAGUUACAUUGCGUUUAGCCGCGAACCGGAAUGCAGAUCGCGACAGCUCUGCUGAGAAGAAGUUGCGAGACGCGGUGGUAGUGACGAGAGGCCAACUGGAAACCUACAAUGAGUGCGCUACUAAGGUCGUAAACAAUGUUAGAUUAGAGCUCGAUCGCUUCGUGAAUGGAUUGCGGAUGACAAAAGAGCAUCAUGGCAUCAACGAAGGAGAAACCGUGGGGUCAAUAUUAGAGGAGAUUACGAAUCUUACAGAGUCGGUGCGGCUGAUUCGCCGACACCUUGUGGAGGCAGAAGCGGAUAUCCAGUGCGUUGAGAAUCUGCUGCACCGGGAACGAGGUGAAAAUGACCAAAUCAAGUGUACAGCGACCAAGGCAGUUAUUGAGAAUCAAACCAGAGACGAAAUUUGUCCUGUUCUAGUAGUAGAACAUGAACACAAUUAUUUUAAUAAAUGAUUAUGCAUGUAUACUUGUGUCUAUACUAGUUAUUUGUAGGAUAACUAGGUAGAACAUUGGUUUUCUUGGUGAUACUUUAUUUCAUUUAAUAUACAAUGGAUACGGUUUUAACACACAGCAUAAUGGGUACAGAAUUGAACACCUCGAUUAUAGAUACCUACUAUGGUUGCCCGACGCCCUAUUUCAUCAAUUCAGUGCUACGAUCAUCAAAAGGAGUCCUCUAAAGUAACUAAGUUAGAAUUUUAACUGCUACCGUUCAUGUGACGAGCUAAGAGAAUGUUGAGUUAAGAAAUAAAGAUAUUAUCAAAUGUAUUCUAUGCUUUAUCAUAGAUAACUAUGAAUCUAGACUCCAGAGAGUGUACGAAAUUUUAUAACUUGGUAUUUCCUUACACCAUCAUAAAACCACUAGCAGUCUUGCUGAGUCACUUCGGUGAACACCUUUUGCCAUUACCCAUUGCCCUAACAAAAAAUUACAGAGGUUCUUCUGACAAGUAGGUUAAAAUUGGGGAUAACCCGUUAGGAGUAAGCAUCUAUGAUUGUGAAUUAAGUUGUUUUAUUCCGUAUGUCAUGUGUUAAAACCACAUCUGUUGUGUAAUAAAUGAAAAAAGUAUCACCGAGAAAGUCAUUAUUGUUCUUUUCUGUUAUUUAAUUAUUAAUUAAUUAUUUAAUUAUAAUGCAGAUAUACGAGAC
This is a messenger RNA of Cinara cedri, 1432 nucleotides long. NCBI's taxonomy places the organism in Eukaryota, Metazoa, Arthropoda, Insecta, Hemiptera, Aphididae. The record is from the annotation of a GenBank genome assembly.